This is a messenger RNA of Penaeus vannamei (Pacific white shrimp), 931 nucleotides long. RefSeq lists its product as uncharacterized. The record is from RefSeq and is a predicted model, not a curated record. NCBI's taxonomy places the organism in Eukaryota, Metazoa, Arthropoda, Malacostraca, Decapoda, Penaeidae.
GCCAAUCUCAGUGUGGGAUUCGCAGGCAACCCGACAACACUCCGGCUUUUUGAGCGGUCUCCCACCUCCGGAUAAACGAUCUUUCCAUUAGUUUGAGUUUGCGUGAAGGAAAGACUUUGAAUUUAAGCACCAACAUGUGGCAAGCGGUAUUGCUUUGUGCUUGCUUGACGGCAACUUCAGCUUAUCAUUUCGAUCCAAGUCCUAUGCAUGACUUCAACAUGAAAGCCUAUUUGUCUGCGAGGAAGUGGACACCUGUCGGAAUCCAGGUUGUGGAUUUUGACGUGGAUCCUGAUGCGAUGGCAGACCAUCCUGCUGAGGACGAAACGGAAGGUAAAGUCCAUGGUGUCACUACUAUGGACGAGUGUUCAGUCACCAUGGACAAGAUAGCUGCCCUUCCGGCAUACCUCAGGGAACCAAUUGUUUCCUUAGCGGCCAAAAGCAUGGAGAGCCUCGGCAGUGAAGAGGAACCUACUUCUGAGGACCAUUUACAUCUAGAAAAAUUAGACCUGGGUGAAAACACUUUGGAAAAUGAGGACGACUAUGAAGAAAUGACGCUGAGUGACGAGAAAUUGAAGAAACUGGAGAACAGCUUGACUGCUGAAGACGUGGAGAGGAUUAAAAAACAACUCUCUGCUUAUCUCUCAGAAGAUGGGCUAACUGAGGAGGAGAUCGAGAGAGUAGCUCUGGAUAGCCAUGACCUUGCAAAGUCCUUCAUGACAUUCAGAAUUUGGUGGCAGAACAACAAAUUGAUCAGUCUGCGACCCCGUUGCCUCGUGGGAGCGAAUGUCUGUGCUUUUAAGUGGAGAAGACUGUUGUUCCAAGGACGUACGUAUUGCUGCCGACACAGAAAGGGUCUUCCCAGGAUCUUCCAACGGGGAAAUAAAAGGGUUUGCAACUGCUAAGAUUAUCUGUUUAAUAAAUCUGAUGGAAA